AUGCUAUUUAUUUUUAGUAAAUUAUUUGAGAAGGACGAUUUUGGUACAGGUGGUGUUUCAGAUCAGGAAUGCCAAACAAAUUCCGAGGACGACGAAGAAAAGAAGGAAACAUCUAGUGAUAUCUUAGAAAAAUCAAGCCAGCAAUCAAAGGAAGAUCCUUCAGAAAGCCAAAAUGAAUCUGAUGGUAUUGGUAGUUUUGGAGAUGAAUUGGAAGGAUGGGAAGUUUCGACAUCUUGUAAGGAUAAUCCAUCUGGAACAUGUCUUUAUCUUUUUGGACGAACUGGACGAGAGAAAGAAGACUGGUUUAGAAGAUUUAAGAAAGCUACUGAAUUAAAUCAGGAAAGGUAUUUGAAAGACUUAACUGAAAAUAACAACAGCAAAGGCGAUUUUCAAGAAACUGAAGCAGAAUUGGACUUCUCAAAAUAUAUGUCCAGAUAUCAGUUGAAUCGACAUCAUUCUGAUGAUCAACUACAAGCUUCAAGUGAUAAAUUAAAGACUUCUAAAGAAAAGCAAAAUAAAGACGAGGAUGAAGACGAAAAUAAAGAUAUUUCUUUCAUCUUUCCAUUAAACAAUAAUCUGUUAUGGUUCAAUGUACUUAUUGGUCGUAUGAUGUAUGACGUAUUAACUUAUGAUCAGGUGUCUGAAUCUUUAAAACUUUUUAUACAAAGAAAAUUGAGUGGUAUAAGGCUACCAUAUUUCAUUGAAGAACUUGCUCUGAAAGAUUUGUACUUAGGAAGCGAAGCUCCAGUUUUUCAACAAGUAAAAGAGCCCUACACUGACGAAAGAGGCUUAUGGAUAGACUUAGAUGUUUCUUACGAAGGCUGCUUUAGUAUGUAUGUUUAUACAAAAUUAAAUCUAAUGAAAUUAAAACAGCCCCCGUCAUCCAUAGAUAAACAGUAUGAGAAAGAAUGUUCAGCUAUUUAUAAUUCUGAAAUAGAAGAUUCUGCAGAGACCAGUUCAGACGAUGAUUCAGUUUAUUUAAUGAGUCAAGAUCAAAAUUCAAGCAUAGAAUAUUCCUCAACUCCAACAGGGACGAGUGGAUCUUCUGGGAAUACUGGCAAAAAAAUUAUGAAAAUGGUCGAUAAAAUUGCAGAGUCAAAGUUUUUCCAGAAAGCCACAGAAAAUAAAUAUGUCAAGAAAGCAAUGGAAGGUGUGUCAAAUACCGAUUUUGGUAUAAAGGUAGAGGUGAAACAUCUUUUUGGUGUUUUGGCUGUGAAUAUUCCCCCUCCACCAAGUGAUAGAUUGUGGUAUGGUUUUCGACCAGUUCCCACUUUAUCUUUGUCAGCCCAUCCCAUCGUGGGUGAAAAAAAUAUAACAUUUAUUCAUGUUAAGAACUGGAUUGAGAAGAAGCUUGUGCUUGAAUUUCAGGUAAGCAUUUUUUGA
Messenger RNA from Agrilus planipennis (emerald ash borer), 1383 nucleotides. RefSeq names its product testis-expressed protein 2-like. Gene Ontology annotation, molecular function: lipid binding. The transcript is spliced from 7 exons. The record is from RefSeq and is a predicted model, not a curated record. Bases 1 to 1383 code for a protein of 460 amino acids. NCBI's taxonomy places the organism in Eukaryota, Metazoa, Arthropoda, Insecta, Coleoptera, Buprestidae. Gene Ontology annotation, cellular component: endoplasmic reticulum.